UUUGUACUUCGAUCUGACUGGACAUAGGUAACGAUGGGAGACCACGGUAUAGGGCUAAGUGCAGUGAACCUGAUUGAGGGAGAUAUAAAUGGGCACUCUAAAAUGCAGCAGAAUAUUGAAGAAGAAAAGUAUGAGUGCGAAAUCACCUACGGUAUAGACGAUGUCCCGCCAUGGUACCUGUGUAUUUUUAUGGCCCUCCAGCACUACUUGACCAUGAUUGGGGCCAUAGUCAGCAUCCCCUUCAUAUUGACACCAGCCCUGUGUAUGAAGGAAGAUGACCCUGCCAGGGGUCACAUUAUCUCCACUAUGAUCUUUGUCACUGGCUUGGUAACUUGGUUCCAAGUCACUUUUGGUUGUAGACUGCCGAUUGUCCAGGGAGGGACGAUAUCCUUCCUGGUGCCGACCCUAGCCAUCCUCAGUCUGCCCCGGUGGCAAUGUCCUCCUCAGGAUGUUCUAGACCAGAUGUCCCCGGACAACCGCACGGAGGUGUGGCAGGUCCGCAUGCGGGAGUUGUCAGGCGCUAUAGCAGUCUCCUCUCUGGUGCAGGUGUUCAUCGGCUACUUCGGGGUGAUGGGUAUCCUACUCAAGUUUGUGACUCCCCUCACCAUAGUGCCAACAGUUUCUUUGGUGGGACUGUCAUUGUUUGAACAAGCAGGAGAUGCCGCGUCCAAGCAAUGGGCUAUAUCUGGCUGCACCAUAGUGAUGCUGACAGUGUUCUCCCAGCUUCUGACAGAAGUAAAGGUUCCAGGCAUCAGCUACAAGAGAGGAGAAGGGCUCAGAAUCAUCUGGUUCAACCUCUUCAAACUUUUUCCUGUGCUUCUGACUAUAGGAAUCAUGUGGGGCAUCUGUGGUAUCCUGACUUGGCAAGAAUUUUUUCCUGAAGGACACCCGGCCCGGACUGACGUCAAGAUUAAGAUUCUUGAGGACUCUGAUUGGUUCAGAGUUCCAUACCCAGGACAAUGGGGCAUGCCUACCAUAACCCUGUCUGGAGUGCUGGGCAUGCUAGCUGGGGUGUUGGCUUGUACUGUGGAGUCAGUCAGCUACUACCCGACUGUGGCCAAGAUGUGUGCUGCCCCUCCUCCGCCCGUGUCCGCCAUCAACAGAGGCAUAGGCACCGAGGGUCUUGGAACAUUCCUCGCUGGUAUCUGGGGGAGUGGCAAUGGCACAAACACCUUUGGGGAGAAUGUUGGUGCAAUAGGAGUCACCAAGGUUGGCAGUAGAAGAGUGAUUCAGUACGCCUGUGUAUUGAUGCUUCUACAAGGAGUGAUCAAUAAGUUUGGUGCCUUCUUCAUCAUCAUACCGGAGCCUGUAGUAGGGGGGAUCUUCUGUGUUAUGUUUGGCAUGAUCACAGCAUUCGGACUAUCCGCUUUGCAGUAUGUCGAACUGAAUUCUUCCAGAAACUUGUACAUCAUUGGCUUCUCAAUGUUCUUUUCUUUGGUUUUGCCCAAAUGGAUGGUUGCCAAUCCAGGAGCCAUCCAGACAGGCAAUGAGAUCCUGGACAGUGUCCUGACAGUCCUGCUCAGUACAAGUAUCCUUGUAGGAGGACUCAUUGGCUGCUUCCUGGAUAAUGUGAUUCCUGGUACGCCCAAAGAGAGGGGAUUGACUGCAUGGGCUGAACAGAUGAAGUUGGAGACAUCUAGUGGAGAGCAUGAAUCCAGUACUUAUGACUUCCCUGUGGGCAUGGGGCUUGUCAAGAGGUGCAAGUGGAUGUCAUAUCUACCAUUCAUGCCAACCUACAAGUCUGGCCAGUGGUGCAGUUAGUUACAUUGUUUACAUUGUGCUUUUGCUCUUAUGUCUGCCCACGUGAAAGAAACAGGACAUUUAAGCUUUUACCUACCCGCCAUGUUAAACUUCCCUAUCCCAAGCGUGAUGUAUACAACUUCCUUACUUCUCGAGUGAUGUAAAGUUGAAAAAACUCACUCGGUGAUGUAAUGAAACCCAUUUAAAUAACAUUGAGUGCUUAACUUAAAAAAUAUACCUCUAUGGAGCCAACGACGUUCAACGCUAGAAAUCAGCUGUGCGCUUGAAUGGUAUUGUUAUGCUUUUAAGUAUUUUCCUAACCUAGCUUUUGUUUGUAAAAGAAGGUUACUGUUACCGUAGACGAUGAGGGAAAUGAAUAAUGAAAAAUAUCGUACGUAACCCCAUGUAUAUUGUCGGGUCAGGUAAAAUCUUGUACGUUACACGUUACGCAAGAGCGUGUUUACAUCUCUUAGGUGAAUUAUGCAACUCGCUUCCGCUCGUUGCACAACAUUCACCUGCGUGAUGUAAAAACGCUCUUACUACUCUUGUAAUGUAAAUAGCUAUUACGUUUGAUAUGCUGUAAAUGAUUUCCUUGAGCUAUGUAUAUAAGUAUGUUAUUAUAUAUAUGUUAAACUCAAUGUUUAGUGAACAUAAAAAAAAUUGUGUGUUGAA
Molecule: messenger RNA, 2412 nt
Organism: Macrosteles quadrilineatus (aster leafhopper)
Lineage: Eukaryota; Metazoa; Arthropoda; Insecta; Hemiptera; Cicadellidae
Product: solute carrier family 23 member 1
Exons: 14
Coding region: 34-1761 (575 amino acids)
Biological process (GO): transmembrane transport
Cellular component (GO): membrane
Molecular function (GO): transmembrane transporter activity
Source: RefSeq, a predicted model, not a curated record